GGGUGUCGUCCUCUGAGGCGGCUGAGGAGAGGGGUCGGUCCUCUUCCCCCCGCGGCGCCUUGAGGAAGGAGGUGGGGGGAGUUUAGGGAAGUCUCCAGAGUUUGGGAGGUGGGAGGCCCUUGGCGUGAGGACUGUGGGCAGGGGAAGGUUGUGCUGUUGUUGAAAAUUGGCGUACAGGAGUUUUAUUUGUAACUAAGCCUGUCAGAGGGAGGUGCUCUGUCUCUGGAUGUUCCCCAGCAGGCCGGUUAGGUUUUGGGUGUCCUGGUCCCUCAGGAGUUAUUUCUGUUGUUUGAGGGCCUGCUGAGGGGAAUGAGACCUCAUGUAGUGUUAGUUAGUGGCAGAUUUUUCUUCUGGGCUAUCCUUUAGAAAAUUAAAAAGGCUGCAGGUGUGUGUUUUCAUGACUGGGAAACCAGAGUAUUUAAUAACUUAGGGAGUAAAAGCACCAAGGUUUCCAUUCUGGAACAAUGCCAGUACCAGAUGUACCUAAAAAAUGCAGAGUUGAGGCACCUGUGGUACCAAACGCACCUAAGAGUAGCAGACUCAAGGCACCUGUGGUACCAAACGCACCUAAGAGUAGCAGACUCAAGGCACCUGUGAUACCAAACACACCUAAAAGCAGCAGUCUCAAGGCACCUGUGGCACCAGAUACACCUAAGAACAGCAGAAUCAAGGUGCUGGCAGCCACUAAAGUGUUGAAUCCUCGAGAUUUUGUGUGCAUUCAGGCUUUGCCUGGCUGUGGUCAGAAGGAAGGAAAGGUCUUAGCCAGAGGCAGAACAAUUUACAGAAGCAGUGAACCUUCAAGAGAACAAGUGUUCUGGGAAAACUACCAUAGGAGGCAAAAGCAAUUCACUCAGGGACUCUUCACCCCCCCUGGGAAGCCUUAUCGGGAGCUUGGAGAGAUUCUCUACAUAGAUCCGAAGAAACUCACACUCUACUCUUUGGGGCAGCUUGCACAGGAACCAGUGAAAAAAGAUGUGCAGGAAAAAACACCCAAAGAAGUGGCUGAGGUUACUACUGACAAGUACUCUUUCAAUCCAGAGUCUGAUCCACUGGAACCAGAGAAGAGGCUCUCCCUGCUUAGAGAAACAGGAAAGGAGCUGAGGACUCUUAGUAGAACUCUAGCUCGCUCAAGGCAGCAUAUCAGUUCUGUGAAGCAAGGUGGAGAAUACUUUUAUAUACUUCACCAAGAAUCACUGGAGAGGCAGAAUGCGCUGACAGUAGCCCAGCAGGCUCAGGGCACAAGAUGGAGAACUGAGUUCCAGCCACCCAAAUACUCCUUUGAUGCAGAAGAGUCAGAGGAAGAAAUAAACACUUGUUCUCCAACAGAAGGCAACUACCUGAGGAAGUCAGGGAAGAAGAAAAAAAAGAUGACCUUACGGUCUUUCACUCCUGUUUAUACCAGUGUCUUGACUCCAAGCCCCCCUGGAGCAAAAAGUGAACAUCUUUUCCGACAGCUGUGCGCUAUACACUGGCUUUUGGAAGCUUUGACUCUUGAAUCCAACAGUUCAAUGCAUUCCAUAUUAACCUGUUGGAAUCCAAUGGACCCUGGUGGUUGUAAAAAAACAGUAAAAGAAAUAGAAGAGGAAAAGUUUGCAACAUAUAUGUGGGAGCUCUUUAUUACAAACACAAAGAAAUGCACCUGGAAAGCACGAUACACUCCACUUCACAGGAAGAUAAACAAGACAUCUAUUCCAGGCAUCUCUCAGCUUAGCAGUCAGUCAUCUCCCCGUGGUCAAACUCCUCGUGGCAGCGAAACUUCCACUGUACUUUGCUCUGAAGACAACAUCAAGAUUAGCGUAGAUUCAUCUGAUGUUAUGAGUGAGUCAGCACAAGCUAAAGAACAACCACUUCUUUUCCCCUCCCUACAGAAAGUCAUCCAGACAAUACGUGAAAAGGUGUCAAAAGAUAUCCAUAAACAAGAAGAUACGGUUAAGAAGAUUGGACUGCAGCGUUUGUUGCCAGUGGCUCAGAACAACUACAGAGUAAAUAUGCCAUUCAUUAAGAACCAAGAGAGUAUAUCUUCAAGGAAGCAGAGGCCUAGAAGGCAGGGCUGCCAUAUCAGCUCUUUCAUUAAAAGCAAAUCUAACUUGUGUGCCGACGUGAGGCAGAAGUUCUCAGCAGUACGUGAAGAAGCAGCUUGUUGUUUACAUGAUACCCUAGUGAGCCUUGAGAGGAGGCAGGAAGAGCGAUGUUGUCAAAAAUACCAGGCUUUGAAACAAUUGAAGUAUUUCCGGAGAGACGUGGAAAGAAUAAGACAGCUGGGCAUGAGAGCUGAAAGAGAACAUGAUGAAGAUGGACUACACUGGUUUCCUGUAUUGCUUGCCAGACUCCCAGAGUCUGUGAAGAGUGACCGUUAUGUACAGAAAAUCUUAAAGAAACUAGAAAAAUAUGGCAAGAUUCCUGACUUGAAAAUUCAUCCAGACACCUUUCUUAAGGCUCUGGCUGAUCUACAGGUGUGGGAGCUGUGUUCUCCAGAAAUUGCUGCAGCUGUGGAGUUUGUACGUGAAAGUAUUGUGCAGAUGUCAGAAGAGGAUUUCAGCGAGUGGUUUCAGACAAGAGUAGCCCCCCUCACUGCAGAGUCUUCCACCUUUUAAUCAAACGGCCAGAUGAGAUGGUUUUCCAGCUACAACUCUCUCCAACCGAAAACUACUGCCUGUUGAGAUCUGCCUCAAGGAAGACUAGAGAAGGGGAGUUAACUUCAGGAAGUCCCACCGACCGCUCUUGCACAACUGCAGCUUGUCCCUCUGCAAUCCUUCACUGGCUGUCAUUUGCCAUAGAAAAUAAAAACUAAAUACUGUUGCUCCUUCCCAUAUGAUGUCUUGGACACACCAUCAAUUUUCAAUCUCAUCUGACCAUGUAGGAUGAAGACUUGAGUUUCUAAUCACAGGUCAGGUUAUUUCUUCAGAUAUUCCUCUACCAAUACCUACACUAUAACAGGCAUCUACUCAGUGUGGAUAUACUGAUUUCCAUAUCUAAAUAGCAUUGUCUCUGCUUUUCAUUUUAGCUCUCCUUUAUAAGAAAAUAUC
This is a messenger RNA of Grus americana (Whooping crane), 3026 nucleotides long. RefSeq names its product coiled-coil domain containing 60 (gene CCDC60). The record is from RefSeq and is a predicted model, not a curated record. Bases 465 to 2594 code for a protein of 709 amino acids. The transcript has 14 exons. NCBI's taxonomy places the organism in Eukaryota, Metazoa, Chordata, Aves, Gruiformes, Gruidae.